Molecule: messenger RNA, 905 nt
Organism: Elaeis guineensis (African oil palm)
Lineage: Eukaryota; Viridiplantae; Streptophyta; Magnoliopsida; Arecales; Arecaceae
Cellular component (GO): Golgi apparatus
Source: RefSeq, a predicted model, not a curated record
CAGGCGCCUGGCGCGCUCCUCCUGGACGCUCAUCACAGCAUAUUCGCAAAAGUUUCAGAAAAAGGCCAAAAAAAAAAAAACCCAUUGGUUUCCUCGACGACGUUAAUACCUCGCUUUAGAAGUCAGAUCCUGAUGCCCACAAACCGAAUCCCGUCGCCUUGGUUUUCUCGACGACGACCAAGAAAGAAAGAAGAGGGGGUAGAGCGAUGAACGGGCGGCCGCUGUUGACCCUCUCGGGGAGCUUCCGGGCGGAUAAGCUGGGCCGGAGAGCGGUCCAACUCUCCGGCAUCACCUCGAGGGUGGACUGGGACUUUGACGCGGUUCACGUCGUGAGAGGGGAGAAGGACAGGAACGCCGAGCUCUGGCCCAAUUUGGCGAGGGACACCUCCCCUGAGGCCCUCCUCUCCACAUUAGGCGACAAGAUUGACGACGGGAGGCACCUGUAUAUCGCUACCAACGAGCCCGAUACCUCCUUGUUUGAUCCAUUGAAGGAUAAGUAUACGGUUCAUUUCCUCGACGAUUUCAAGGACUUGUGGGGUGAGAAUAGUGAGUGGUAUAUGGAGACCGAGAGCUUCAACAAUGGGAUUCCAGUGGAGUUUGAUGGCUACAUGAGGGUGGAGGUUGACACUGAGGUGUUCCUGAGGGGCAAGAAGCAGAUCGAGACCUUCAAUGAUCUCACGAGUGAUUGUAAAGAUGGGAUCAAUACCUGUCACAUGGAUUCUUGAACAAUUGAUGGAUUCAUUCGGUUUGCCGAAUUUUUUAAGUUUUUUUUUCCCCAUGAUAAUUGCAAUAGGUUUCUGCAUUGUACCUAAUAUUUGUUGAAGAUUCCUAUUGCCUUGUAAGAAGCUGCUUUGGUAGCAUGCUGAUUAAUUUGUUGUCUGGAAAGCUUCCUGUUUUCUUGUGAA